AGUUCAUCAGGCCAUUCUGUUGAUAGAUAGAACCAGAGAUCAAUUGUGUGGGGGUGAGCUCAUGGGAUCGCCAUGCCAUUUCCAAAAUGGAGCGUCCAGAGUAUCUACCCGGCACGUCAGAGAUUGGCUCCCUGACAGCGCACUCCAAUGAGGACAGUCAGUUUGUCGGUAGUUCCAGCGGCGUUUACUUCAUUAACACGGUCAAGAGAGCAUUCUCAACUGGUGCUGAUGAAUCGGGGUCUCCAGAGACAGAGUUUCCCUCGGCUGAAGAGACACUAGUUGGUGCAGAUGACUCGCCUCGACACAAGCGGCAUCGUGUGGCAGCUUCCAAUGCAGAUUCUGUCCUCUCACCAUCCGCGGGAGAGUCGCCAUUGCACUGGAAAUAUGACCCUCAAGUGGCGGCCAAUUUAGGCGAUGCACCACCGUUGGAACUUGCUAAGGAACUGAUGAUGACCUACUUCAAAGUCUGGCAUCCCCUCUUCCCGUUCCUGCAUGGGCCCACCUUCUUGCAGGCCAUGGUGAGAUUAUAUUCGAGCACACCAGAAACAACGUCGAAUGAGGAUGUCACCUCAGACCACCGAAGCGCUUGUUGGACAGUGGUCUGUCAAUGUAUAUUCAAUCUUGGAGCCCUGCUUCGUCUUGACCUGAAGGUCCCGUCCGAAUGCCGAAUUCAGUCGCCUGGCAGCAUGACUGCUUUGCUAGGGAGUCUUUCAACACGGCAUGAUAUCGCCUCCUUGCAAGCACUUCUUGCGGCGCAAGUUUUCCUUGUUGCGAAAAUGGCGCUCAGGCCGGCGUCGACUUUCGGCGGAUGUAUUCUACGGUCGAUGCUUCAUGCUGGAUUGCACCGGUGUCCGUUUCGUUAUGCCCAACUCUCGUCGCAUGACCGGCAAUUACGGAAGAGAAUCUUCUGGUGUGCAUAUGCUAUCGACAGAUAUCUGAGCCAGGCACUUGGUUUGCCGUUAGGUAUCCAGGACUCGGAUAUUGAUGUGUGUUUACCGGCUGCGCAGGAAGUACAUUCUCCGCCGAGAGUCAGAAGUUCAAAUGCCAUAUCGUCCACUUCAAAACCAGCAGAUGAGACCGAGGUUGCAGACGAAGGAGCCGUAAGCCCGACUGGGAAUAUCGGCCUCGCUGAGAGGCCCCGUUCUAGGAUAACUGCACGUCGGGAGAGCCAGGUUGAAGAAUACCGCAAGAAAGAAAGUGUGCUUGCCAGUUACGUGGACUCUGGCACACUUACUGGGCGAGCUCUGGAGUUAUUCCACAAAUCAAUUCUUGUUCGCUCGGUUUCCCGGAGUGCAGUUCUGUUCUUAGUGACGGAUGUCCACAAGUGGUGGAACAGCCUCCCUUCCGAGCUCCAAGGGAAGUCGAUAUGCGCAGACCAAGUCUCUGGCACGUCACCUGCCGAUAGACCCUUUGAUUUUGGACCCUUCUUUACAAUCUUAUAUCAGCACCUUGUCCUGAUUAUCAACCGACCUUCCCUCUCAUUGGACCCUUCGACUGCCGAAUUCUCUUCUGGACUGCAGACCUGCAUUGGCGCAGCCCGCGCGAUUCUUGCCGCGUUGAGGCUCCAGGUAGGCAGUCAACAGGCCUUAUUCUGGCCAGGAUUCUUAUCGGCUGCUUGGAUGUCAGGGCUUGUUUUGGCAUUCGCCUGCCAGCUCAGGCAAUACGUUUUGGGAAAGGGCCUACAGGAAAUUGAAGAAUGCUCGGACUUUCUCCGCCGUAUGUCUCUUCAGUGGGAAACUGCAAUCCACUGUCAUAACACUUUGUCACUGUUGUCCACAAAGAUCAAGCAAAUGGAAAUCGACCCGGAUUCAGCUAUGAGCUCGCAUUCAUAUGCUCUCAGGAACAUGGAGAAAACAAAUGAUUCGCUGGAGUCAUCUAAUGUGCAUGAACAAGCGAGGAGGAGAUCAGAGGGUCAAUCCCGUUCCCGAUCCGAGCAGCACUAUUCUACCAUUCCUGAAACCCUUCAAACGUCAAGUCCUGGCCGUGGAGGACCUGCGGUAGGACCGGUACAAGUCAUCCCUGGGCAUCUAGCGAACUUGAAUGUGGAUGCGUCACCCACCGAAAUACCACCAUCACAGAUUUUGGAAUUCCAGAACAUGGAUUCGAAUUACCUUGCUAGUGGUUCGACUUUUGAUUUGAACAUGGGUGAUCUGUUUGGAGGGUCAAAUUAUGAUUCAUUACUUGAUAUGAUUGGGCAGCAAUAUCCUAGUUUCUAGGCGAUGCAUUAUUCUCCGUCCUCUAUAUGUUGAAAAAGUGGAGUUAUGGGACAUGAUUGUAACACAUUUGAAAAAAGAUCUUAAACACAGACUAAACAUGACAGAAGAACACAAGAAAUAAACAACGC
Molecule: messenger RNA, 2344 nt
Organism: Penicillium subrubescens
Lineage: Eukaryota; Fungi; Ascomycota; Eurotiomycetes; Eurotiales; Aspergillaceae
Product: transcription factor domain-containing protein
Exons: 2
Coding region: 87-2216 (709 amino acids)
Biological process (GO): DNA-templated transcription
Molecular function (GO): zinc ion binding; DNA binding
Source: RefSeq, a predicted model, not a curated record